AUGAGGUCGCUACGCUUCAUUUCUGCUGAGGCCCUGGUGUCGCACCCCCAGGUGGCCAAGCAGAGCCUGGAUGGCGUGGCCCACAAUCUCUACCCACUCCUGUUCAAAGCCAGCUACUUGCUGGAGCAGGCAGAGGUGAUCCGCACCCUGCUGGAGCGCUGGCCGCUGGAGGAGUUCUGGCUGAGCGCGCUGCUCGGGCCGCGCUCGGAACCCCCGGAGGACUUGCGGGACCGCGCCUGCCGGGCCUGCCUGGAGGCCUGUGUGCAGGGCCUCGCGGACCACGCGCUCCGGGCCGGCGGCCCGAGGCGGCUGCGGGUGGCAGACCUCACAGGCAUCCGAGACGUGCAGGUGCAGCAGUGCCCCUGUGGCAGGGCGCUGGGCAGGUGGGGCCGCACGGAGCUGCUGGCCAGGACCUGCUGCCGGCUGCAGGCAGAGCCCCUAGGGGCCCAGCGCCCCAUCCAGGUCUUUGCUGACCUCUUUGUCACAGAGGGCAACUUCAAGGUGGUGGUGCAGGCCCUGGGGCCAUCAGGCCCUGCCCCACUGCGUGUGCGCUGCCUUUCUUUCCGCGCUGACAGCCUGGGCCCCAGCCAGCUGCUGCACGUGCUGCGUCUGGCCGGGCCGGGUGAGCUGCGCAGGCUCGAGGUGGUGCACAAUGUGCGGCUGCAUGCGGGACACGUGCAGCAGCUGCUGGCCCAGGUGGGCUUCCCCCAGCUGGCCUCGCUCACCCUGCCUGCCAAGGCCUUCGAUGCGCCCCCCACCAGCACCCCAACCCCCGACGGCGAGGACCGCCUCCUCACCUCCAUCGCCUGGGAGCUCAGCCAGAUGACCCAGCUCACAGAGCUGAGCGUGGCCUUCUCCACCCUGACAGGGAAGAUUCGGAAACUGCUUGGCCCCCUGAGGACACCGCUGAGGGUCCUGGACCUGGCCAACUGCUCCCUGAACCACGCGGACAUGGCCUUCUUGGCAGACUGUGCCCACAGCAUGUGUCUGGAGGUGCUGGACCUCAGUGGGCACAGCCUGUUCAGCCUGUUCCCCUCAACCUUCUUCAGGCUGCUGGGCCGGGCCGCCCAGACACUGAGGAUUCUCACCCUGGAGGAGUGCAGCAUCGAAGACAGCCACAUGAGCAUGCUGAUAUUGGCCCUGAGCCCUUGCCACGAGCUCUGUGAGCUUCGCUUCCUGGGGAACCCACUGUCGGCCCGGGCCCUGAGGCGCCUCUUCACAGCUCUCUGUGAGCUGCCCAAGCUUCGGUGCGUAGAGUUCCCAGUGCCCAAGGACUGCUACCCUGAGGGCACCGCCUACCCCCAGGAUGAGCUGGCCAUGUCCAAAUUUGACCAGCAGAAAUACAAUGUGAUUGCUGAGGACCUCCGGGCUGUGCUGCUUAGGGCUGGCCGGGGGGACAUCCAAGUCUGCACGCCCCUCUUUGGAAGUUUUGACCCAGAUAUCCAAGAAACAAGCAAUGAACUUGGAGCUUUCUUGCUGCAAGCUUUCAAAACUGCUCUAGAAAACUUUUCUAGAGCGUUGGAACAAAUGUAGUAGGCCCUUGA
Messenger RNA from Panthera uncia (snow leopard), 1544 nucleotides. It is a transcript of the gene LRRC14B, whose product is annotated as leucine rich repeat containing 14B. The record is from RefSeq and is a predicted model, not a curated record. Lineage: Eukaryota; Metazoa; Chordata; Mammalia; Carnivora; Felidae. Gene Ontology annotation, cellular component: cytoplasm. Bases 1 to 1533 code for a protein of 510 amino acids. The transcript has 2 exons.